Messenger RNA from Hyaloperonospora brassicae, 1167 nucleotides. The record is from the annotation of a GenBank genome assembly. Lineage: Eukaryota; Oomycota; Peronosporomycetes; Peronosporales; Peronosporaceae.
AUGGCUACACGCGAGGGCAAGAAGGUCGGCAUCUGCGGCGCGACGGGCGCGGUCGGGAUCGAGCUCAUCUCCGUGCUCGCUGCGCGCCAGUUUCCCGUCCAACAGCUCGUGCUGUUUGCCUCGUCGAGGUCCGCGGGCUCGAAAGUGUCGACGCCGUUUGGCGACGUGACGAUCACGCUCUUCUCGAUCGCCGCCGCAGCAAAGCUGGACUAUGUGUUCUUGGCCGUGUCGGGCGAGUUCUCGCUUCAGUACGCCAAGGAAUUGGCCGCAGUGAGCCACGGACCUGUGGUGAUUGACAACUCGUCGGCCUUUCGUCGCGACGCGGCGGUCCCGCUCGUGAUCCCUGAGAUCAACGGCCACGUGCUCCUUCCCCGACGUGGCCAACCGCCGCCGAAACUCGUGGCGAAUCCCAAUUGUACGACGGCAAUUGCUGCCAUGGCGCUCUGGCCGCUGCACUGCGAGUUCCACAUCAAGAAGCUGAUUGUGUCGACGUACCAAGCUGCGAGCGGUGCCGGUGCGGCCGGCAUGCAGGAGCUCCACGACGGUGCCAAAGCCUUUUUGGACGACGAAGCUGUGGCGUACAAGGUGUUUUCGUACCCACUGCCGUUCAACCUCAUUCCGCACAUUGACAAGUUCCAGGAGAAUGGCUACACAAAGGAGGAGAUGAAGGUGACGUGGGAGACGCGCAAGAUCUUUGACGAGCCGCAUCUGGCCGUGAGCUGCACUGCUGUUCGCGUCCCUGUCAUGCGUGCUCACUCGGAGGCGCUUACGAUCGAGACCGUCAAGCCUGUGGACAUGGCCCGGGCCCGUGAACUGCUGGCCAAGGCCGAUGGCGUGGAUCUCGUUGAUGUGCCAGAAGAGCUGCUGUACCCCAUGCCCAAGAAUGCCACCAAGAAGUUCAACAUUGAAGCGGGCCGCUUGCGCAAGAGCCUGGUCUUUGGCGACCGUGGCCUCGAGCUGUUUGUGUCGGGCGACCAGCUCUUGCGCGGUGCAGCUCUGAACGCUGUGCUGAUUGCUGAGUUCUUUGAGAACCCGCGCACGACGUUGCAGUUUACAAAGAAGCGGACGACGUGUACGAUCUCAAAGGAACACCGUCGGAAUAUACUGGGCGUCAUGGCUGGGGUUGCUGUAGGUGUGCUGGCGUUCAGCUUGUACAAGAAGAACUGA